This is a messenger RNA of Phascolarctos cinereus (koala), 2077 nucleotides long. RefSeq names its product zinc finger protein 644 (gene ZNF644). NCBI's taxonomy places the organism in Eukaryota, Metazoa, Chordata, Mammalia, Diprotodontia, Phascolarctidae. Gene Ontology annotation, biological process: regulation of transcription by RNA polymerase II. Gene Ontology annotation, cellular component: nucleus. The record is from RefSeq and is a predicted model, not a curated record. Gene Ontology annotation, molecular function: RNA polymerase II cis-regulatory region sequence-specific DNA binding; DNA-binding transcription factor activity, RNA polymerase II-specific.
CGAGGAGCGGCGCGGCGCGUACAGGGCGGCGUGUGACGCGGGGACGCUGCGCGCUCGCAACGUCGCCUCGGUUUGACGCACACGGCACCAAACUGGUUAUAGAAGAACCUUUGUCUUGAUUGUUGAACUGGUGCAAGGCCACUGGCUGAAAUGAAGGUUGUUUCGCUUUACUGUUACAGAAAGGGAAGAAAAAAGCUAAAUCAUCUGAUAUUCUCUGACUUGAGGCUUUCCAGUGUCAUCUAUUCAAAGGCCAUAGAUAGUAAGCAAAAGAAGUCAAGAUCAAGAUCUGGAAGUAAGAAAAAAGUACUGCCGUUACCUCAUGGUGCUGAUGACAUUUACAUUCUGCGAUGCAGGUUUUGUGGCCUGGUCUUUCGAGGACCGUUGUCUGUUCAGGAAGACUGGAUCAAGCACUUACAGCGACAUAUUGUGAAUGCUAAUCUUCCACGGACUGGAGCAGGCAUGGUAGAAGUCACAUCACUACUUAAAAAGCCUGCUUCUAUUACUGAAACUUCAUUUUCUUUAUUGAUGGCAGAAGCAGCAUCAUAGAACAAGGAAACCUUUUGAAUUACAAAUUUGAAUUGGAUGUAAAUUUGAAAUACUUUGUCAUUUUUUUUAAAGUUGCUACAUUAAAUUAUCUGUUUAUAAAUCCUAAAGCAGGAAAACGGGGAAAGUGAAUUACAGUGACAUCAGAGCAAAUUGAGUACUUUAAAGCAGUUACAGUAAGUAGUCUUUAUAUUUUAUAUAGGGUGGAAGAUGUGCUUUUAAGGUUUACUAAGUUUUUGUCAGUUAACUAACUGUGUCCAAUAUCAAUAACAAGAUCAUUACACAUAAGCAGCCAUUUAUCAAUUUGUUGCACAUGGGUACUUAGAGACAAACUUUGUUGAAAAAUUAUGUUCUCUGCAGUGUUACCAGAAUCAAGGCUCUGUUUUUCCCCCAAAAAGAGACUUGCAUAGUAAAAUAAGAUAUUAUAUUUUGUUUGUAUGUAUGUAGUGUUUUGUACAAUACCAGGAACUGCUAACUAAAUUCAUUCAAUUUAGGGCAUUAAAUAUCAUGUACUUCAUAGUUCAAGAGACUGUUCACUCAAAUAGGGCAAUGAGUACUAUUCUAUCUAAAUGUGUAAGUGUUUUUUAAAAAAUCACAUGAAAAGGUUUUUUUUUUGUACUAAAAGUGGAGGGAGAUUUGUUUAAACAAAUAUUUCUAAAAGAAAUAUGUACAUAGUACUGGAAAUUAUUUGUGGUAAGGAAAUAUUCUUUACUCCAGUUGCAUUUAUCAGACAAUAAAGUGGUGCAUCCAUGCUACCUCCUACUUUGUCAACAAAGAUGCUAUUUACCCUUUACAUUUUUGUAUCAUAAUAGAUUGAAAUCUAACUCUUUAUUGCAAGACAUCCUUUUGUUAACAGACUUGUUUCUUUUUUGAUGUUUUACUUAAAAUUUGACUUGCUUACAAGAUGGUUUUGCCUCUUUACUACUUUAUUUAACACUGUAGAAAUGUACUACUAAUAAUAAAUGAUGCUCACUACACCAUUUAGAAUAGCUUUCUUCAUUUAUAAUUUGUCCCAAAUUUGAUCAUUUCAGCAAAAUUUAAUACAUCAAUUGAAAUGUUUCUACAUAUGAAGAGAAUGUUUACAACUUAAAUUUUAGAACUUGUUUUGGAUGUAAUUAUAUGUACAAAAAUUGUGUAACACUAUGCUCAUGCUAAGGACCGCCGUAAUGGAAUUGCUGAAAUAAAUGUGCUGUGAGGAUAGAAAAUAUGGUGCAGGUGUCUUGGUCAUGAUAAAUUGUGAAUGUUUAUUUACAGUGUCACCAAAAGUGAUCUAAUUUUUAUCCAGUAAAUCAGAUUUCUUUGCAAAUAACAGUUUUUGUAUUCAAGUACCAUUUCAUUUUAUUCAUAUAGGAUGGCUAAUACUGUAGUUAGACCAAGGAUAUGCAUUGAUACUUUCUUUAUUUGUAAAUAAAGCAGGUAAAAUGAGGUGUAUUUUGGUAGAGUAUGUACAUACCUCACUGCCAGUGAAAUUGCUUUCUUAUGGUAUAUCUCCUUACCAGAAAAAUCUCUAAAUAAAAAAAUGUUUAAAGAAAUA